This is a messenger RNA of Phyllopteryx taeniolatus (common seadragon), 3737 nucleotides long. Its product is annotated as prepronociceptin-like. Bases 79 to 723 code for a protein of 214 amino acids. The transcript is spliced from 3 exons. Gene Ontology annotation, cellular component: plasma membrane; dendrite; axon terminus. NCBI's taxonomy places the organism in Eukaryota, Metazoa, Chordata, Actinopteri, Syngnathiformes, Syngnathidae. Gene Ontology annotation, molecular function: opioid receptor binding. Gene Ontology annotation, biological process: neuropeptide signaling pathway; chemical synaptic transmission; sensory perception. The record is from RefSeq and is a predicted model, not a curated record.
UUAAAGAGGAAACUUACAUCUUCCAGCCUGCACCCGAGGGACCCCACCCUGAGGAUUGUCGCCCAAACACAGACCAUCAUGAAGAUGCUGGUGGUGCUCCUGAUGCUGCUGCUUUGUGUUGAUGGCGCACAUGCGGACUGUCAGGAUGACUGCCUGUCCUGCAGCCUCAUCCUGCCCAAAGAGCUCACCUUCAACACCAUGGAAUGUCUCUUUGAAUGUGCAGCCUCUGCCUCCCCAGCAUCCUCCUGGGAUGCCUGUCGUGGGUCCUUGUUGCUGUCCUCCCUGCCCAAACGAUCUCAGGAGGAAGUGGAGGUCUUGUUUCCUGCCGAGGGGGAGGAAGACGGGGAGGAGCUGCCAUUGGGUUUGCAGAGGUUUGAUCACAUGACCCGAGCACUGGGACUGAAAGAAAGGGACACGGGUAACCAUGAUGCCCUGUCUUUUGAUGAUGUGUAUGAGGACUCUGAUGAUGGUGACAUGGCUCUGAGAGUCUCCAAGAGGUUUGGCGGCUUUGUGAAGGGCCGACAUGGCUACAGAAAGCUGAUGGCGCCAGCCAGGUCCUACCAGAAGCGUUAUGGCGGCUUCAUCGGCAUCCGCAAGUCGGCGCGCAAGUGGAACAACCAGAAACGCUUCAGCGAGUUCCUGAAACAAUACCUGGGCAUGAGUGCCCGGGCUACGGAGUAUAACAGCGUCUCAGAGGAGCUCAGCCAGCACAAUGAGGUGUAGCGCAGCUACCAAUACUGUCAUGCCACCGAUGUCCUGUUCGUAAUGUAGGGUGGAUUUACACUGCAGGGCAAAAUUCACAGUUAGUGCGUGUGUGUCAACUGUCUAUUUACAUCUACUGUCAAUGACACAUAUCUGAUAUUACCGUGCUUAAGUGUCGGAUGCUUUCACAUCUGUACUUUAGUUCCUCUGGUCUGAAUCACAAGUUGAGUUAACUUGGUCAGUUUUUCACUCGCUUUGGUUUUUGUUCACGACAUAAAAAUUAAAUGAUGACUCCUAAAGGUAUUGGUAUUGGCUUAGUCUCAACUCCUCAAAGUAGUCAUCUGGACUAUUCUUCAUCUUAACUUGGUCUUGACUCAUCAGUCUCUUUCGAUUGCGCAAAGACUUAUGCUCGACAAUCUAAAUUUGCCAAAGACUUCAUUUAGUCUGGACUGUUCCAAGUCUUGAGUUGGUCUCGAUACCUUAUAGUCUUGGUCUUGAUUUGGUCUAGACUUCUCACUGUCUUGAUUUGGUCUUGAAUCUUCAAAGAGUUUGGUCUUGACUCAUCAAUGUCUUGGUCUUGAUUUGGUCUCAACUUCUCAAAGGCUUGACUUGGUCUUGACUCCUCAAAAUCUGGGUCUUGACUUGGUAUCACAUUGCCUUGUCUUGGUCUUUAGGACAACUUUUCAAGCCAUGGCCUUGAUUUGGUCUUACAUUACUUGGUUUUGACUUGCUCCUUAAAUCCUCUAAAUUUUAAUUUGCUCCCAAUUCCUCAAAUUAUUGGUCUUAACUUUGUCUCAACUCGUCAGUCUUGAUUUGGUCUAAAUUCCUCAAGUCUUGUCAAUGUUUUGUUUCCUCAAACUCUUGUUCUUAAUUUGGUUUUACUUAAUCUCAACUCCUAAAAGUCUUGGUCUAGACUUGUCAAAUACUUGAUUUGGUCUUGACUCCUCAAUGUCUUGAUCUUGACUUGUCCUCACAUUGCCUUGUCUUGGUCUUGAUUUAGUCUUACUGUAGUCUUGAGGUCUGAAACUCUUGAGUUUGACUUGGUCUUGAUUUGCCAACGAUUCCUCAAGGUCCUGGUCAUAACUUAGUCUUAUCUUGUCAAAGUUUUGUCUUGAAAGCUCAUGUCUUGACUUGCAAUUAAUUUGUCAAAAGUGUUGAUUCGGGCUAAAUUUCUCAAGUCUUGCCUUGAUUUCCUUUCGUCAAAAUCUUGUUCUUGACUUAGUCUUACUUGAUCUUGACACCUAAAAGUUUUCGUCUUGACUUGGUCUAGACUUGUCGAAAACUCAACUUGCUCUUAACUUAGUCUUAGCUUGUCAAAGUUUUGUCUUGUUAGCUCAGGUCUUGACUUGGAAAUAAUUUGUCAAAGUCUUGAUUCGAGCUAAAUUCCUCAGGUCUUGCCUUGGUUUCGUUUCCUCAAAAUCUUGGCCUUGAUUUAGUCUUACUUGAUCUUGACUACCUAAAAGUUUUGGUCUUGACUUGGUCUAGAUUUGUCGAAGACUUCACUUGGUCUCAACUCCUCAAAGUGUUGGUCUUGACUUGGUCUCACAUUACCUUGGUAUUGGUCUUGACUUGGUCGCAAUUUCUUUAAGCCUUGAUUAGGUCUCAAUUUGUCUCCGUUUGCUUUCAUAUAUCAGUCCAUCCCAUUGGCAGAUAUCCCAUUCACAUCCAAGUUGUAACCACAUAUGAACAAUUUCUGAUUCAGAUUUUGAGGAUAUGUGUUUUUCUCCUUCGAAUUUGAUCACAGUGUAAAUCCAGUCUUCAUCAACUGCAUAUCACACAAUAAAUGACUUAUUGAACAUCAAAAACAACGAUCACCUUCUCUUACACCUCUAUCAGCGCUAAUUCAAAUAUUCGUGUAAUUUAAAAUGUAGCUUUUUUUCCCCCUCUUGUCCAAGUCUAGUCUGUGUCAUGGUCAUGGUUUAACAGUGCACCAAUAAGACAAAGCCUGAACAUGUCACAUUUUAAAUGAAAACCACUUAGGUAGACCCCAUACCAGGAAGAUUAAUGCUUUUUAAAAUAUAGAAUUGGUAAAAUUCCUCAUAAAAUGACCACACAAAACACACAACUGAACUAAAACUUUAGCUAGCUAGGCAUAAUAGCCCUGAUUGGUUUUCCUGGACAUGUAGGUUUUGUAAGGUCGCUUGAUUUUAGCUUGAUUUCAUGGGGCAAAAUGAUUUACAGGCCCAGUGGCAAUGUUUCGCGGGCAGCAAUGAGGGCAGAGGGCUCCACUACUACAACAUAUAACAGAGAAUGGACAGGGAGAUGAGGCAGGAACAGAACAAAGUCAGUGAGGAAAUGAAUGCAAAAACAGCAUUAUAAGGGUUUAUUAUGAGACAAAUUCAUCUAUACACAUAUAUUUUCAGUGUAAUCAUUACUCUGUAUUAAAUAUGAAAUACAUAUUUGAAGAAAAUAUAAUGUAGUUUUCCUAACAUGUUACCCAUCCAUCCAUCCAUCCAUUUUCUGAGCCGCUUCUCCUCACUAGGGUCGCGGGCGUGCUGGAGCCUAUCCCAGCUGUCAUCGGGCAGGAGGCGGGGUACACCCUGAACUGGUUGCCAGCCAAUCGCAGUGUUACCCCUAAUGCAGAAUUGACACUGUAUGUAAGCAUUUGGGGAGAUUUAUUGGAGUUUUUGGUUUGAUUGUUGUACAGCUUUGAGCUGAAUGAUUGUACUCUGUUACCAUUUUAUGGUAAAAACCAACUUCAUCACCCUUUGCCUCGUUGCUAAUCUGGGUUACGGUUAGUGAUCAAUGGAUUAUAAAAACAAACAAACAAAAAAACAAAAAAAAUAAAAAGCGCUUCAAAUUAUAUAAAUUCACUUCUGAGUCAAACAAUGAGGUGUUUAACUCAAUUUACAUAGAGGACAUUUAUGCUUAUGAUGCUUACACCCGAUGUACAGUAGUUAACGACUAAUGUUUGAUAUUUUAACUGUCAUGGUGUUGUUUUUUGGUUUUGUAUUUUUGGUGAUUGUAAAUAGCUGAAAUUUAAAAACAUGUCAAUAAAUAAAAAUAGUUGAUUAUUUCCUCUGUGGCUCGUCAUG